Molecule: messenger RNA, 1526 nt
Organism: Bipolaris maydis ATCC 48331
Lineage: Eukaryota; Fungi; Ascomycota; Dothideomycetes; Pleosporales; Pleosporaceae
Product: oxidative stress survival, Svf1-like protein
Biological process (GO): response to oxidative stress
Cellular component (GO): cytoplasm
Source: RefSeq, a predicted model, not a curated record
CCAUCGUUGGCCACUCUUGUGCAGGCACAGCUAAGUCCUUGCCCACCGCACACAUACACUCAACCCUCUGCGCCCUCCCGCCCCCACGACACAUCAGCCUGCUCCACCCCGUCCGUCUCGCCCUUGCCCGCCCUGCCGUGCUCUUGUUCCCCUCGACAUCUUAGCUCCCGGCCCUGUCGAACAAGUCUUUACAGAGAUUUUCUCCCCUGUCGCCGUCCAAUCAAGACGGAGCCUCGCACGCCCCGUUGCAUAAUAGUGCACUGCAUCGCCGUGCCCCAAAAUGUUCAGUUGGGCAAAGUCAACGCUAGCCGCAGUUGCCGGCACCCAGGAGCCCGAAUACGGUCCUGAGGCCAUCCAGCCCGUGGGCAAGAAGGGCGACGAGCCUGCCUACACGGAGCUGACAAAGGACCACCUCAAGUGGUCCACGCUCGACUACACCAAUGUCGAGACACAGACCUUCUACAUCUUCAGCGACGCCGGCCACCAGGGCUUCCUGCAGGUCAUCUACAACAACAUUGCUGGCCUCCGUGUAACCGUCCAGUUCAACUGCAAGCUCUUCUUCCCCAACAACGAGAAGCCCUUCCUCUGGGCGAGCGACCCCGUCUACAACUACGGUUUCGACGAGAAGCAGCACUCUUUCUUCGCCGAUGGCGUCUCCAUUGAGCUCUCCGAGGAUGGCACCCAGUACACCAUCAAGGCGGCCGUCCGAGAGGACUGCAUGGUAGAUGUAAAGUUCACCAGGACCGCGCCUGGAUUUAUGGGCGGAAAGGAUGGCACCACCAAUUACGGUACCAACCCCAAGGAACCAUGGGGGUCGAUGCACCACCACUUCUGGCCUCGAUGCAGCGUCGAGGGCGCCAUUCACACCAAAGAGGGCCCGGUCGACGUCAAGGGCCGUGGCAUGCUGAGCCAUGCUCUCCAGGGAAUGAAGCCCCACCACGCCGCUGCCCGGUGGAACUUUGUCAACUUCCAGUCCCCCUCAUACUCUGCUAUUCUCAUGGAAUUCACAACCCCCGCCUCGUACGCCUCAACAAUCGUCCGAGUCGCCGGUAUUGCCACCGACGGCAAGCUCCUCUUUGCAAACACCGACGGCGAUGUCAAGCACACCGAGACCAAGCAAGACGAGACUGGCUGGCCAGCGCCUACUGCAGCAAGCUACCACUGGGUUGGAAAGACGGAGGAUGGAAAGGAUGUCACCGCAGACAUCGCAGGCUCUCUGGGUGAGAUAAUUGACCGCGUUGACGUCAUGGCCGAGGUCCCGGGCUUUAUCAAGACGAUUGUUGCCAGUGCAGCAGGCACCAAGCCAUACAUCUACCAAUAUGCGCCCAAGAUGACCAUCAAAGUCAAGGUUGGCGAUGAGAUCAAGGAGGAGGAGGGCACACUUUUCACUGAGGCUACCUUCAUCUCGUAGCUGGGCUCUCCCGGUUUUGGAUAUGACGACCCUCAGCUAUCCUUGAUACCCAAGUAUUAGUAAUACAUCAGGACUGGGACCUGGUUGUUUAAUGAAUAACGUUUGUCACGCUCAA